Molecule: messenger RNA, 642 nt
Organism: Culex pipiens pallens (northern house mosquito)
Lineage: Eukaryota; Metazoa; Arthropoda; Insecta; Diptera; Culicidae
Exons: 2
Coding region: 209-514 (101 amino acids)
Source: RefSeq, a predicted model, not a curated record
CCCACAUAAACGUCAAACGGGUGUUUUCCUGCAACAUUUCUUGUUGCGUCGCGUUUUUGGAAAAAAUAAAAUUGGAACAAUCCGCAUCUCCGCGCCCUAAAACCUUCGCAAUUUCUGUUCCCCGCAAUGGCCACUCCCGCAACGCCGCCACUGUAAGUAACGGAUCUCAAGUUUAAGCUGAAAAACACGGUUCCGGAGUUUGCCGGCGAUGGGACCGUCCGGUACGGGUGCUACCUGCAGUCGGUGGCCAGCAUGGUCGGAUAUGUGUUUUUGGAGACGACCGCCGGGCAAGGUGAUCGACGAGGUUGUUCCGCUGUGGAUUGUUCCGUUGCCGAGGGAGCCGUUCAAGCUAGCGAUGUACUGUGACCAUGGGCUGCUGACGGUGGAUGUUGAUGUGGGUGUAUCAAUUUGUGAUAUUUACUCGGUUCCGUCGUUGAUGACGCCGACGGUUGGGAAAUUGUAUGAGAUUCGGACGUCACCGGAAUCUGGCGUGAGGAGUACGCAGAUUUUGUAGAAUCAACAUGUUUUCGAUGAUAUAAUUAUAGGUAGUGGAAAUAAUGUUUGAAAAAUAAGAUGUAGAACAGAUGAGAAAAAAAAAAUUAUGUAUACUUUAUUAUAAUAAAAGAAACCAUGGGUGAAAUU